Malurus melanocephalus (red-backed fairy wren) is the source of this 7550-nucleotide messenger RNA. It is a transcript of the gene MUC4, whose product is annotated as mucin 4, cell surface associated. Bases 180 to 6308 code for a protein of 2042 amino acids. Lineage: Eukaryota; Metazoa; Chordata; Aves; Passeriformes; Maluridae. Gene Ontology annotation, biological process: cell-matrix adhesion. Gene Ontology annotation, molecular function: calcium ion binding. The record is from RefSeq and is a predicted model, not a curated record. The transcript is spliced from 26 exons.
GCCGCGGGCGGGUUCCUGCCUGCUGGGGCCGCGGUGGGGUUGAUCCAGCUGGAGCUGCCUUGUCUCGCUCCACAGGCAUCCUGGUGCCACAGGCAACAACGAGAGGGCUGGUCCCAGCUGGAAGUGGCGGUGAGCAGGAGGGGCAGCCCAACCUUGGAGCUCUCCCUGGGCAUCCAGCAAUGCAAGGCAGCCCCCAGGCAGGGCCAGGGGCUGGAGUAUCCUUUCUAGGUGCUGCCAGCCACCCAGCCAACGUCCCUCCAGCUCCCACCACCRCUUGGCACAUGCAGCUUCCAUCCUCCAAGCCACUGGGGCACGCGGUGAGUCUUGCCAUGGGUGCUGCCUCUGCGGAGGAGGUGCCAGCAGCAGCAUGGACCACAGAGCCAUUGCUCCCCUGGGAUGAGCACAGCACAGGAACAUCAACCCCCAGCAUCAGCAGGAGCUCUGCUCCACAUGCCAAUCCCACACUCCUGUCCCAGGAAGUCAUACCACAGCUGRACAAGGCCACCUCACCUUUGGCCACAGCUGCCAGCAUCUCUCAGGACAGAGCCAGCCCCAUGAAGAUGGCAGCAGCUUCAGCCAGCCCUGCUSCUGGCCUCCCUGGGAUUCCARCUAACACAGCCACAGAAGGASCCAGCAUGGAAACCUCRCUGUCUGCAGACYCCCRGAGCCCAUCCUUGGCAAAGGUCACCUUUCCUUCUGCCACUGUUGGCACUGGCAAGGCUACAGAGCCAGGGACACGUACCUUAUCCAGCACAGGCCACAGUGCCUCCCAGGAUCCUCCUGUGCCUUCCACUCAGCUGCCUCCAACCCUUUUGCCCCUGCUUCCUGAUGAUGAGAUGCUUCCCCCCAGCCUCAGUGCAGGCCCCAGCACUGCUGGACACGAACUGCCUGGUGCCAAUGCUGUCACCCAGCCCCAGGCUACCACACAGGCUCUAGGCACACUGGAUAUGGUGACGGAUGUUACAGCUGGAGAGCACAUCCCACCUCUGGGAAGCACCAGUGCUGAGCUGGUGUCCAGCAGGAAUGAGGCCAGUACCAAAGCCACAGCAGGCACUGUGAUCCUGGAGACCAAGGCCACUCCAGAGGGGCUCAGCAUGAAUCUGUCCCCCCCUGCAGCACUCAAUGACCCUGAUGGUCCCUCUUCAAGGCCCUUUCUGUGCUCCAUGGACUCUCUGCUCCCUCAGUCUCCCUCAGCAGGCGUUGGGACCACCACAGCAGAUGCAGCUGCAGGCAGAUCUCCUGGAGCCAGUCCCAGCAUGGCCGUGCCCUUGUCCCUCACAGGCAGCAGUGGAGCAAAGCCAGACAGGGUCCCUCGAGCUGCUGCUGCUGCACCACCCUCUUCCAUCACUGCAUAUGGCAUUGGGACUCUGCCAGCUGCCCAUCCGCUCUCCCUGGUUAGCAGCACUCCAGUUAGUGAAGCAGGAAUGGGAUCAGCAUCACUGGCCACUGGCAGUGCCACCACAAUGCUGGAGGAUACCGAAGCCACCCUGCCAGUACCUGAUGUGAGCCACAGCCAGCCAGGUCCCACAGCAGGYUCAACCACCCCAGGAACUGAUGUCACAACCCCGGUGCUCUGGGCUGAGCCCCAACGUGUGGAAGCUCCAGGGACAGAGAUGUGGUCACCCAGGGCUGCGCCAGGCACCAGCACAGCUGUACCAGACACCUCUGGGGGACCCAGAGCAGUCACUGCCCCCAUGGCAUCACAAGAAGACGACCCUGCUYUCCUGGAAGGCAGAGACAAUGUUGGGAUGGCUCUGGAGGUGCCCCCAUCCAGCAUCCCCCAAGAUAUGACAGCAGUCGUGUCCUCGCUGUCCCUGACUGCACCACUGCAAGCAAUGGAGGCUUCAGGUGACCCCCAGCCUGAUGGCAGCACCAUGGGGCGAGCGAUGGGGAUGGGGCUCCUGGAGGUGAGCACACAGGAGAAUCCAGGUGCCAGCGCAGCAGGGCCAACUCCCAUCCACGUGAUUGUCACUGCCAGACCGUCACCAGAGCCACCUGCCACCGAGGACAGCCCCACAGCUGGGRUCACCUCACUGGCUGCUGGCCACACAAAUACAUGGGAGACUACAGCUGCAUCCUGGCCAGGUGCCACAGGUACCAYUGCCCRUGGGGACACCACCCUCCCUGAGAGSRGCACCGRGGGUACAGCGCCCUCAGCCAGCACCAGCAGCACCCGUGUCCCUGACUCCAACACCAGUGGCACCACCCUGGUCACCAUGCCAGCYACCACCACACCAUCCCCCAGCAACACUGUCCUGCCAACCACCUCAACAGGCUGGGAGGCCUUUGUGGUGACCAGGGCCACCACAGCCAUGCCAUCUGCCACAGGCACUACUUCUGCAUCCAUCAGCUACCAUGACAUGGGACAAGCAGGGAGCACAUCAACUCCUGCCUUCCAGACAUCUCCAGGGACACCUGCCUGGGGGGAGAAAACAGCCACCACUGCAGGGAGCACUGCAGCCACCACUGCAGGGAACACCAUGGCCAACACCAUGGCCACCACUGCAGGGAGCACUGCAAACACUGCUGCAGGGAGCACCACGGCCACCACUGCAGGGAACACCACGACCACCACUGCUGGGACCACCACGGCCAUCACUGCAGGGAACACCAUGGCCAAUCCCAUGGCCACCACUGCACGGAACACCAUGGCCAUUACUGCAGGGAGCACCAUGGCCAGCACUGUAGGGAGCACCACGGCCACCACUGCAGGGAACACCAUGGCUACUGCAUCCACAGCCCCAGUGAGCCCAGCCAAGCAGACAGAAAGUGUCUCAACCCCAGGCACCACAGUACCUGAGAUACGACCAGCGACCACCAACCCUACUACCACCCUGCUUCCUGCCUUUGGGACGCAGAGAGGACCAUCCACCAAACUGAGCACAUCUACCCACACCACCACUGGCCACAGAAAUCCUGCCCCUGAGCCCCAACCCACCCAUGAGCUUAUCAAGCCAGCAGCUUCACUCUACCCCUUUGGCGUGGAAGGAGGGGACCAAGAGUAUGUGCAGAGGAUGGUGGAUUUUAACUCACCCCUGUUCAAGCCAGAGAUUGGAUUUCCCUUUGGGAAGUCUCUGCGAGACGCUCUCUACUUUACAGAUAACGGACAGAUAAUUUUUCCACCCACGGACAACUACAUCCCGUCCAACCCCAACCCCCCUCCCCGGGGCUUCACUGGCCGGGAGAGCUUGCCAAUGGUGGCUGCCUUUUGGGAUGAUGCAGAUUUCUCCAAGGGUGUUGGCACCACCUGGUACCAGGAGUACUCCACACUCAGCUCYACCCAAGACUUUGUUGUCCAGGAUGUAGAAGCAAAGAUUGAGAAAUACCUGAAAAUCCCCUAUGUAGCUAAGUGGACCUUGAAGGUGACGUGGGAGAAGGCUCCAGCAUACCCAUCCCGAAGGGAUGACACCCAGACAAACACCUACCAGGCAGUCCUCACCACCGAUGGGAACCAUUCCUUUGCCCUGCUGCUCUACCAGGACGGUGGGAUGCGCUGGGACUACACCAAGCUGGCUGCAGCCAACGUGCUGAUCGGCUUCUCCAGUGGCAAUGGCUAUGCCCAGAACAACGAGCUGACUCAGAAGCCACCAGCUGCCAAGUACCGACCAGACCAGCACAGCAGCUCUGGCUAUGAUGUGCGCGGGCUGUGGAUUUACAGGCUGGACAGUCGCCCCCGGGUGAACUACAGGCUGCGGUGCCUGGCGUGGCUGGACACAGAGCCAGCCCCGGCCACCUGGAACAGCCAGCUGCCACCGUGCCCCUGCUCCCGGCCCCAGGCAGAGCUGGAUCCCCGCUACCACUGGAGCAGAGGCUCAGCAGACAGCUCCGUGAGGAUGCUGCGCACAGUGUCCCCCAGCCCGGCCGGAGCUGGGGUGCGCUGUCUGUACCAAGGCGGGAGCUUGCUCGAAGGCUGGCAGGAGAGAGCAUGGAGCCUCCCCUUCCAUGCUGCCACUGACAGGGAACUGGAGGCGUUUGACUGGUGCUGCCGGCGCGUGGGGAAGCCCCUGUUCUGUGCCAGGUUUGCUGAGAAGAGACCGAGGGUUGGCUGUGAGGGAUACGUGCCACCCACCCCCGCUGGCGCCUUCGGGGACCCCCACAUCACCACCCUGGAUGGCCUCACCUACACCUUCAAUGGGCUUGGGGACUUUGUCCUGCUGCUGGCCAGUAAUGCCCACACCAGCUUUGUUUUGCACGGGCGCACAGCACGGACUGGCACGGCCCAGGCCACCAACUUUGUGGCCUUUGCUGCCCAGUACAUCUCCAACACCACCACAACAGUUGAGUGGACCUUGGGGAGCCAGGAUGACAUCCAAGUGCUUCUGAACAAUGAAACCAUUCAGUUUUCCUAUUCUGAAGAGCUGGGUGACGAGGUCUACUACAGCCCUGGUGUCCUGCUAACCAACGCCUCCUCUGUCACCGCCGUCUUYGAUGGCACCAUCGCCGUCUCCGUCUCAGCCACCUCCAGGAUCCUCAGCGUGGUCUGCAGCCUGCCCGACUGGUACCGCAACAGCACCAGGGGCCUCCUGGGUGUGUGGGACCAUGACCCUGCAGAYGACUUCCAGAUGCCAAAUGGUACCAGCAUCCCUGUGAACAGCAGUGAGGAGGAGAUCUACAGCUAUGGGAUGACCUGGGCUGUUGGGAACCAGAGCCUGUUCGCUCAGCCUCUGGACUCUGCAGCACUGAACUUCACACCCAUCUUCUUGUCUCGGCUGCGGCAGGAGAAUGAAAGCCAGUACCAGCUGGCAGCCUCGCAGUGUCACGGCAGCAAGGAGUGCAUCUACGAUUUGCUGAGCACAGGGAGCUUGGCCCUGGGCCUGGCCACCCAGAGCCUCGCAGACGACUUCCAGCAGAGGAAGACAGCACUCAAUGCUUUCCCUCCUGUCAUCACUGGUGACACAUCGAUCACAGCCUUCAGGACAGAGAAAGUCAGAAAGCAGUACCAAGCUGUGGGGGUGGGUGCACGCUUCGUCCCCCAUCUCUCACCAGAGCUCAACAUUUCGGAGAAUGGCACCCUGAUAUGGGAACCCCAUGGGGUAGCCCCAUUCACCAUCAACCUGGAGGCCGUUGGGUCCAACAACAUCUCUGCACUCCUCCAGCUCCGCUUCACCCUUUGCAGAUGCAGCAGGAGCCAGGAGUGUGACUACAGCAACGCUGUCACUCUCAGGGAGUCUUCCCUGCAGCUGGCAGCCUGCAGGUGUGAGAGCGGCUACUCAGGGCCCCUGUGCCAGGACCCUCCUGACCCCUGCUCCCAGGGGUGCUUCCCUGGUGUGGGAUGUGACCCUUUCAGUGGCUGUGGCCCCUGCCCRGCUGGGCUGACAGGAGAUGGACAGCACUGCUCAGACAUCGAUGAGUGUGCRCAGGGGACAGAGUGCCUGGGGAACAGCACCUGCACCAACACCGUGGGCAGCUACACCUGCUCCUGCCUGCCCAGUGAGCACGGUGAGAGGCCAGGCUGUGGCUCAGCCUGCRGCUCCCACUCCUGCCCCGAGGGUUACUGCAGCAACGGGGGACGCUGCCACCUUCACCCCAUCACCUGCACCCCAACCUGCACCUGCCCCCCAGYUUUCACUGACCAGCGCUGCCUGGUGGCAGGGGGCGAUUUUUGGCCACUGGCCAGCACAGAUCUGCCUCGGAGAAGCAUCCAAAUGAGAAUCAAGACCCUGCAAAACGCCACUGCUGAAGAAGUCAACAGCACCGUCUCAGCCAUCCUGGACUCCCUGGAGGUAAAGGCUUUCCAGAGCAACACCAACAUCACCCAGACAACGGACAGCGAUGGUUUCAUCUUCGUGGUGGUGUCUGAGUUUGCCUACAACAGCCACGGCAUCGUCAUCCACUUCCUGAACGAGGAGCUGCCUCCUGCCAUCACCGGCGCCUUCAACRGGCGGCGGGGGCGACGGGAGGUGGGCACGGGGCUGCUGUUCCAGCGCCUGCAUCAAGACAACAUCACCGACCUGGUGAAGCUGACAGUGGAUGAGCUGAGGGACUAUUUCCCCUGCUCUCUGUAUGGCUACAAAGGCUACCAGCUCCACUACAUGGGGACCAUGGGCUUUGUCUGCAUCUCCCCUUGCAAGAUGGGCUACUGCCAGCAUGGUGGCCAGUGCCAGCACCUGCCCGAGGGGCCUAUGUGCAGCUGCCUGCCCUUCUCCAUCUACUCCCCGGCCGGUGCCCAGUGUGAGUGGCUGGCCAUCAGCCUGGCUGCCUUCCUUGGCAUCCUGCUGGGAGCCCUGGCUCUGCUCUGCCUCCUGUUUGCCAUGGCCUGCCUGGCCCUGCACCUCUGCCGACAGCACCGCCACCAGCACCAGGGGUGAGCCGUGGGCUGGACCAGCAUGGGGCGGGCGUGUGGCAGGAUGGGGGGCAGAAAGAAAAACUGUUUGAGAAUCCRCAUUUGAAAGAUCCAUCAUCUGGGUAGGGGGGAAUCUCUGACCGCUCAUCUGCCCUGGAGAAAGGGUCUGGUGAUCUUUUAACAUCUUCCAGCCCCUUUCCCAGACAUCUGCUGCUCAGGGGUGUGAUAGCAUCAGUGGGUUGAACAUUAGCUUUCCUUUUCCCCCAGUGUCAGGGAAAGUUUGCAUUUCUUCCUCAUCCCAACCAGUACUUGGUUACAGGCAGGCUUUUUAUUUAAUUUUAAUUUGAAUACCACCUCAAUGYUUUCCACUGCAAUUCACAUGGGUCUUGAAAGAGCUGGUCUGGAGUAAGAAAAAAGCAGUUUCAGGAUUGGACCUUGCUCUUCUGCAAGGAAGAACUUGCAGAGUAAGGAGUUAACAGAAGAAUGGCAAAGCGCAACGCUGAGGGGAAAGCACCAUCCUCUCCUUCCCCCCUCCCCAGCCCUUGGUCCUGGGCUGGCAUCUACACUCAGGGCAAGCUUAAUCCUGACACAUUGUUCAUUUUCUGUUCCUUUUCCGUUCCCCACUCUCAGGGCCAAGGAGACCUUSUGGAGGACACGGCCCUUCUCCUCUUUAACGAUGGCAGAAGARCAAGCAGAGCCCACCCUCUCCCACUCCCUGGAAAGGCAUUGGAAGCUGCAGCUCCAGGCCAUUGACCCCUCAGUGCAGAUAAGAAUACAGAGACCCCACAUUAUGCCUCCCUGCCAGCCCUCCCAGCAGCCCUAACMUGCCACUGGUCCUGUUCUGGCACCUCCAGGCUCACAGAGGAGCCAGAUGCUGCUGCCUGCUCUGCCACUUGCUCUCAAGGUCCCCAGCCACACAUGGAAGCAGGGGACAGGCACCUGCCUUUUGGAUCCUGGGAGCAUUCACUCUGGAUGAGGUGCGUUUUGGAGUUAAAAACGCAGGUUUGUGUUGUGUGACCAAAGCAGGAGGAUUCACCUUCCCCUGUGCACCUGCAGAGACAAUGGGAUCAUCCUUGAGUGUGUCUGCACCAGGAUAUGCACUAGGGGGACAUAACCAGACUCUGCAGAGCCCCUGAGAGCAGGCUCAGGUGGGGGCAAUGCACUGAUUGUAACCCUUCAGGAACUAAACAGAAUAAACCAGAAAUGAUGGCUUGCUGUUAAAUUGUCUGCACCCCGUGGGUUUUUGCACCAGCCCUACUUCGUCAUU